Messenger RNA from Oryzias melastigma (Indian medaka), 1863 nucleotides. It is a transcript of the gene cdkn1bb, whose product is annotated as cyclin-dependent kinase inhibitor 1Bb. The coding region runs from base 499 to 1041 and encodes 180 amino acids. Gene Ontology annotation, molecular function: protein-folding chaperone binding; cyclin-dependent protein serine/threonine kinase inhibitor activity. Lineage: Eukaryota; Metazoa; Chordata; Actinopteri; Beloniformes; Adrianichthyidae. Gene Ontology annotation, cellular component: cytoplasm; nucleus. The transcript is spliced from 3 exons. The record is from RefSeq and is a predicted model, not a curated record. Gene Ontology annotation, biological process: G1/S transition of mitotic cell cycle; regulation of cell cycle; negative regulation of cell population proliferation.
UGAAACAUAAAAAUCCUGAUGCAAUUAUUCGGUCUACCUUAAAUAAAGUGGGCGGGUCUUAGGGUUCCAUCCAAUCAGCGAGCUUCUUGGGUUUUUUAAAUGGCUCCGUAUGUCAAUCAUGUGUGACCCUCCUCCCCCCUCCCUCCAAAGUCAACCUCCCCUCUCAAUCCCCACUACAUCUCUCAAUCGCCAUAUUGGGUACCGAGAGGUUCGUCUCCGCUCCCCGCAGCACGGAGCGACGUUGACAGCGAGCUUCGGUUCGUCCGCCCGUCGUUUGGAUGUUUGGUGUACGCCGUCCUCGGCUCAGAAAAGCGCAGCCGUGUCCGCCUCCAGCUCGACGCGUGCAUGGUCGUUUCACGCCUGUUUUGGAUCUUUCCCCGUGACUAGGACAUACUUUUUUUUUUUUUCUUGAGGUGUUUUUUGUUUUUUUUUCGUCUGAAAACUGGACGCUCCUGGCUGCUGCUUGAAUUUUUUGCCGUUUUCCGGGGGGGCUUAACCAUGUCUAACGUUCGACUUUCGAGCGGGAGCCCGACUUUGGAGAGGACGGAGCCCCGGGUGUCGGAACACCCGAAGCCGUCAGCCUGCAGGAACCUCUUCGGCUCGGUGGACCACGAAGAGUUGAAAAGGGAGUUCAAUGCACAUUUGCGGGAGAUUGAAGAGGUUGCCUCCGCCAAGUGGAGCUUCGACUUCGCGACUGACACGCCGCUGGCCAGCAGCAGGCUGGAGUGGGCGGCGGUGGACGCCAGGGACCUGCCGAGCUUCUACAGCUGCCUGCCGCGGCGAGAGCGAGGCGUCUGCCCCGGGAAUAACAAUGUGGAUCUAAACGGGAAUCAUAACUGUGUCGGGAGAGAUGCCAGCCGCGCUGACGCGCAGAUGGAGUGCACGGAGCAGUGCAGCGGGCAGAGGAAGAGACCUGCGUACCACGACCCGUCGGCCCCAAGUAAGAAGUCUCACACCAGCCCGGAGGAGGUUAGCUGUCCGAGCCUGAGCCAGUCCGCAGAACACACACCCAGAAAGACCAGCCCCAAGAGACAAACGUGAGCACGGCGAAACGCAGAGCUCAAGAUGCACCCCUCCCACUUCUUUUUUUUCUGUAUGAGUGUGUUUGCAUACGUGCGUGCAUGAGUUUUUUUUUGGACGAGGAUCUACACAGCAUCAGAAACAUAUCAGCUCUCCUGAGGACGGGGGAGGACGCUGUUGAAGCACUGAAGAGAAACACUAAAGUUUGUGGCACUCAAUGAAAUGUUACUGCCUCUAACAGCAGUCCAUGUAGCAGCGUGCAAUUAGGUUUGAUUUUUUUUUUUAACUACCUGUGUGUAAAUAAUUUAAUAAAUAAAUAUAUGUUUUCUAUGUAGCACAUAAAAACAUUGAUUUUUUUUUUUAAAGAAAUCCUUUAUGUAAAAAGGUGUGAAUUUUGAUUUGACUUGAAUUGUUAAGUUUCAAACAUGUUUCCAAAAUGCUGUUCUGUUUGCAUUUUAUUUUAUUAUUAUUAUUAAUAUUUUUAAAAGGCACUGUGGUGCUGACCCAGUCCAUUAAUGCUACAUUUAAAAAACAGAAUCAUGGUUUCUUACAGUUUCUCAACAGUGUGCCUUUACGCCGUCAUCUUCAGCAAGGAAUGGUACAAAUGUAGCUCAUCUGGUUAGUAAAUAUGUACAUUUUUUUUCCCCCUUUUUUAUGUUUGAGGCCACUUUUUUCUAAAAAGCUACAGGAUGAAAUUAAAAAUUUCAGCAAAGUACCUUUUUUCUUUUUUUAAUUUAUUUUAAAAUUGGAGUUCUCACAGCGUCACUUUCUGUGAUGCUUUUAUUUUUGUAAAUGUUUCUAUCUUCAGAGUACUCAUUUUUUGAAGGACAAACACCAUUCACA